AUGUGUUGGGUCUCGUGGGAUAAGCUUACCCUCCCUAAGAGUGCGGGAGGCUUGGGAUUUAGAGAAAUCGAGCAGUUUAACGAUGCUCUCUUGGCGAAGCACACUUGGAGACUAUUGAAGAACCCGACAUCACUCCUAGGCCAGACUCUUCUAAAUAAAUACUGUCAAGAUGAUAAUAUCCUAGACGUCUAUGCUCCUAACUCGGCGUCCCACGGUUGGAGAGGAAUCUUAGCAGGCAGGGAGAUCAUAAAGAAAGGUCUGGGCUGGGCUAUAGGAAAUGGCGAAAAGAUCAAGGUCUGGAGGGAGUUUUGGCUCUCUACCGAGCAGCAGUGUAGUCCUAUGGGCCCGCCUACCGCUCAAGCAGAAGAACUCAGGGUCAAAGACCUCCUGCAAUCCGAUGGCUCGGACUGGGACUUGGAGCAGAUUAGAACCCACCUUCCCCAUCAUGAGGCUCAAAUCAGACGCUUAUUUCCUAGUUGUUCAAUGGAGGAUGAGAGGUGUUGGCUGUUCGAGAAGAGUGGGAAUUAUACCACUAAAUCAGGUUACAUGCUCGCAAAACUAAAUGUCAGUAACCCGAAGGACUCGUUUAACUGGAAGCAAAGUGUCUGGAAUGUCAAAUGCUCUCCAAAAACUCGCCACUUCCUCUGGAAACUAAAGACAAAUGCACUAGCGGUGGGGGAGACACUUUUGAGAAGAGGUAUCACUACUGAUGGCAAGUGUAAACGAUGCGGAGAAAUGAAAUCUACAUUCCAUGUCAUGUUCUCCUGCCCGACAGCAAAGAAAGUCUGGAGCCUUUCCCCUGCACUCUUAGUUCCGACUAUCGCCAAUUGCCAAUCAAUGAGUGACUUACUCCACAGAUGCACUAGAAUGACAAAUCUCCCGCCUGUUGGUCUGUCAUCUCCUCUGUACCCUUGGAUUAUGUGGGUGUUGUGGACGAGUCGUAACCAAUUCUUAUUUGAAGAUAAGUCUUUUUCUGAAGCAGAGAUAAUCCUUAAAGCUGUCAUGCUAGCUAAAGAGUGGCAAGCCGCUCAGCCUUGUCCGGGAAAGAACUUUGCUUCGGCUAAAGACUAUAUAGCUCCAGUACAAGCGACUCAUACGCAUCAAGUCCCACAGGUACCACCUAAUGCCCUCGUCUAUUUCUCGGAUGCUGCUUGGAUCAGCUCCUCCGGAGACAGUGGGCUGGGAUGGGUAGCAACAGAUUCAAAGGGCACGAUCCAGUUUCAGGGAUCAUCACCUCGCCAAUAUGUAGCUUCAGCUUUGAUGGCAGAAGCAAUGGCACUAAAAUCAGGCCUAUCUAUGGCUAUAGCAUCGGGUUUCAAGGACGUAGUCUGUUUUACGGACUCCAAGUGUCUAGUUGGCCUGCUCACAGAAGACUCUUCUGUGUUUGCACUCAAAGGGAUCAUCCACGAUAUCAGUGUGUUGAGCAACUCCCUAAACUCUAUCUCGUUUCAGUUCACUUCGCGUGCUUGUAACCAGCUUGCAGAUCGCAUUGCGAAAGAUGCUCUGUUUUUGCUUUCAAACUCUCUCUUAGGGAUGAAAAACUCUGUAUUGAAUGUUAAAGAUCCAUCAGACGGAUACCUUCAGCGAUGGAACAAAUCAAUAUCGACUUCUUAG
This is a messenger RNA of Brassica oleracea var. oleracea, 1614 nucleotides long. RefSeq lists its product as uncharacterized. Gene Ontology annotation, molecular function: RNA-DNA hybrid ribonuclease activity; nucleic acid binding. The transcript has 2 exons. The record is from RefSeq and is a predicted model, not a curated record. NCBI's taxonomy places the organism in Eukaryota, Viridiplantae, Streptophyta, Magnoliopsida, Brassicales, Brassicaceae. The coding region runs from base 1 to 1614 and encodes 537 amino acids.